Messenger RNA from Haplochromis burtoni (Burton's mouthbrooder), 678 nucleotides. RefSeq names its product putative olfactory receptor 13C6. Gene Ontology annotation, molecular function: olfactory receptor activity. Gene Ontology annotation, cellular component: membrane. Gene Ontology annotation, biological process: G protein-coupled receptor signaling pathway. NCBI's taxonomy places the organism in Eukaryota, Metazoa, Chordata, Actinopteri, Cichliformes, Cichlidae. Bases 1 to 678 code for a protein of 225 amino acids. The record is from RefSeq and is a predicted model, not a curated record. The transcript has a single exon.
AUGGAAAACCAGACUUCAGAUAUCCUGCUCUUAGAAGGUUUACAGGUCAGCCCAGAUGCCUCCAUUCCCACCUUUAUCCUCCUCCUCCUCAUUUACAUCUUCAUCAUGUUUUCCAACAUUGUCCUGGUGAUCCUGAUCACGCUGGAUAGUAGCCUCCACCAGCCCAUGUAUCUGCUCUUCUGUAACAUGAGCAUUAAUGAUGUAUUUGGAGCCACAACAAUCUUUCCACGUAUGCUGAGGGAUAUUUUUAUUGCCAGCUCAGAUCGGUACAUCCACUAUGUAGACUGUGUCAUUCAGGCCUUUUGUGUUCACAUUUAUGCAGGUUCUUCUCACACUAUACUCAUGAUCAUGGCUUUUGAUCGCUAUGUGGCAAUCUGCAACCCGCUGCAGUACGCCACCAUCAUGACCAACUGGAUGGUGGUGAAGCUGUCGGUCUUGGCCUGGGCAGUAAUCUUCGUUAUGGUGACAAUCCUCGUGGGCCUCAGCGUUCGCCUGUCACGCUGCAGGUGGAUCAUAUUUAACCCUUUCUGUGACAAUGCCUCUUUGUUUAAGCUCUCCUGUGAAAGCAUCCUCAUCAAUAACAUUUACGGUCUCGGCUACACUGUCCUCCUAUUUGGCUCCUCCCUUGGCAGUAUCAUUAUCAAACCCUACCUGGGAAAUGAUUCAUAUUCUCAAUAA